This is a messenger RNA of Apodemus sylvaticus (European woodmouse), 735 nucleotides long. RefSeq names its product MARVEL domain containing 1 (gene Marveld1). NCBI's taxonomy places the organism in Eukaryota, Metazoa, Chordata, Mammalia, Rodentia, Muridae. Gene Ontology annotation, molecular function: structural constituent of myelin sheath. Bases 114 to 635 code for a protein of 173 amino acids. Gene Ontology annotation, biological process: myelination. Gene Ontology annotation, cellular component: membrane. The record is from RefSeq and is a predicted model, not a curated record. The transcript has a single exon.
GAGCAGCGGGAGCAGCGGGAGCAGCGGGCCCGGACCCCCGCCGCCCCCGCGAGCAAGGCGCCGCCAUUCCGCUGCUCGGGGCGCCGCCACCGCCGCCGCCGCGUCCGGGGGCCAUGCUCCCGCCGCCCCCGCGCCAGCCGCCGCCCCAGGCGCGCACGGCCCGCGGCUCCCUGCGCCUGCAGCGGGCUUUCCUGCGCGGCCCGCUGGGCGUGCUGCGGCUGCUGCAGCUGCUGGCCGGAGCCGCCUUCUGGAUCACCAUCGCCACCAGCAAGUACCAGGGCCCGGUGCACUUCGCGCUCUUCGUGUCGGUGCUCUUCUGGCUGCUCACCCUGGGGCUCUACUUCAUCACAUUGCUGGGCAAGCAGGAGCUGGUGCCCGUGCUGGGCUCGCGCUGGCUCGUGGUCAACGUGGCGCACGACCUGCUGGCGGCCGCUCUCUACGGGGCCGCGACGGGCAUCAUGAUCGACCAGACGCAGCGCCACAGCUACUGCAACCUCAAGAGCUACCGGCUGCCCUGCGCCUACCAUGCCUUCCUGGCGGCCUCUGUCUGCGGCGGCCUCUGCCUCGGCCUGUACCUGCUCUCGGCACUCUAUGGCUGCUGCCGUCGCUGCCAGGGCAAGGAGGAGGUGGUGUGAGGCCACCCGCUUCACCGCGGCCCAGAUCGGUUCGGGGAUCCCUCCCAAACCCUUCCUGCCGCCGCCCCGUGCCGGUGCUCCCCUGCACCCUCUCCCUGCC